CUUAACCUUGUCUGACUCAAGUCUGACUGCCUCACGCCUGGCCUCGCACUCUCAUCUACGCACGCCAGGCUUGUAUCAAUAAAUUAUGUCCAGCGCCGACAACAGCUCGAUCAUCGGAGCCGACAGCGACGACGACUUCGACUGGGAAGAGGUCGCUGUGCCGCAGGCGGAACAGCCCGCGGUGUCUCUGGCGGCCGACAAUGAUGUUCAGGAAGGCUCGUCACGUAACUCGCACAUUGAGAUCACAAUACAUACAGAACGGCGGGGCAAGAAAGGGGCAAAGAAGGACCCGCGCGCUGCACAGCUGUACGCUGAGCGGCUCGCUCGCCUUACAUGUCAUCAAGUACACACAGUCUGCUUACUCGCAAACGCGAGGAUUCGCAACAAGUGGAUCAACGACCGCCUUCUACACGCUCGUCUUCUCUCUAUCACGCCCCUUCAUUUGCAGAAUGCCUUUACUAUCAUUACCAAGGCUCGCAUCCCGGACGACGCAGAGCGCGGCCAUCGCUUUGAGUCUGCCGUCACUCGUCUUACUGAGUGGUGGUCAGACAGUUUCCGCGUCGAAUCUACAGGUCACAUUCGAAAUCGGACAUUCGAUCAGGUGCAAAAGUUGAUCAACCGGGACCCGAAGGGUAAGGGCAAAGCUCAGGCGGAAGAUAUUGUCGACGAUGACGACGGCGAGGUUAUCCGGAGCGAGAAGAGUCUCAUGAAGCAUGCCCUGAUGAUGCGAGGCUCCCGGGAUACCAGCGCACAGUUAUUCACAGCGUUGUGCAGGGCGCUCGGUAUACCCGCACGACUGGUCGCGAGUCUGCAAAGUGUGCCGUGGCAGGCCGGUGUCGGCAAGCCAAAGACCCCAGCCACGAAAAAGAAGAAGAAAUUCGACGGGAAGGACGUGGGUGCACCCACCAACGUUAGUAAGGGGAAGGAAAAGGCAGUGCCGGACAAUGAGGACGAAGAUGACAUGGACAUGGAAGAGGUUGAGAUACCGAUUACGCCGAAAGCAAAGGUCGCAGAGGCCUCUUUCCCGGGGUCUGGACAGCGAAUGGAUGGUGGUUCAUCUACGCCAGUCAAUGGUGACGCCAAAGGCAAGCAGAAAGCACCUCCCGUCAUCAAGCUACGGCAAAGCAGAGGUCGUAAGCUAGGCUCUGAGCCUGCUGUAGCUCGUCCCCCACCGCGAGAACGCACACCUGACCCAACUACUACGCCGCCAGUGUUGUGGACGGAGGUCUUUUCCCGUGCGGACGCACGUUGGAUUCCCAUCGAUCCUAUCCGGUGCCUAAUAAACAAGCGCAAAGUUUUCGAUCCUACGCCGAACCCUAAUGCUGCGGUGAAGCCAGACCGACAUCGUCCGGUAAGAGUCGAGAACCGGAUGGUGUACGUGGUCGCGUUCGAGGAGGAUAGUUUCGGUAGAGAUGUUACGCCGCGAUACGCGAGGGAGUAUGGUGCGAAAGUCGCGAAGGUUCAGCAGGGAGGGAGAGGUCGGAAGGAGUGGUGGGAGAGGAUUAUAGCAAUGGUCAAGCGGCCAUAUCAGUUGCACAGAGACGAUCUCGAGGACGAAGAGUUGCAGACAAAUCAACUUACGGAAGGCAUGCCGACCUCUAUGGCGGGGUUCAAGGACCAUCCAUUAUAUGUUCUGGAACGGCACCUCAAGAGAGACGAGAUGAUUUAUCCUCUCGCAGAGCUUGGAAAGUUCCGCGGCGAGCCUGUAUACUCGCGCUCAUCCGUGCUCCAGUUGAAAGCCGCCGAGAACUGGAUGCGUCAGGGCCGUAAGGUCAAGGAAGGUGCACAGCCAAUGAAGUGGGUGAAGCAGCGUGCGAUGACUGUCAACAAGCAACGCGCCAUCGAGCUUGCCCUGUCAGAGAAGAGGGAUCGAGAUCUUCAGAAUGCUAGGGAGAACACGGAGGGCUUCGCCAGCGAAGAUGGUGUCAUGCAGGGUCUCUAUGCUGAGCACCAGACAGAGUUAUACAGACCCGAUCCUAUUAUUGAUGGACGAGUCCCAAAGAAUGAUUUCGGGAAUAUUGAUCUAUACGUCCCGACCAUGCUGCCCGCUGGUGCGGUACACAUACCAUACAAGGGGACGGCCAAAAUCGCGCGACAGUUGGGCUUCGACUAUGCGGAAGCGGUGACCGGCUUCGAGUUCAAGAAGCGCAGAGCGUUUCCCGUCAUCACCGGAAUUGUCGUCGCGGCAGAGAAUGAGGGAACCAUACUGGAGGCGUACUGGGAAGCAGAACACGAAGCAGAACAGAAAAGACGUGCUAAGCGGGAAGACCAGGUCAUCAAGAGGUGGACGAAGCUCAUUCAUGGUCUUCGGAUACGACAGCGCCUUCAGGAACAGUACGCGGACGCGGAUCGUCGGGAGAGCUCACCGGUCGGUGCCGCAGACGAGGAUGUCCAACCGCAGGGGGGGUUCCUGACCGGUGCGGAUGAUGUUGUACAACCGUAUACCCUCCCGCGCAAUCUCCAUGAAGUGCCCGCGACGUCUACGACGAUUUCUUUGCAGCUUGCAGCCAGGGCUGAAGUUGCAGAUCAGGCCGAGGCCACCCAGAACGGCAGGCUAGCCACAUUGCCUACCGCUCUCGACGACGUGAUAAGCGAGGACGGCGGCGAUCUCAUGGAAGAAAUUUCGAUCCCUGCUCAAGAGGCGGGAGAAGACGAGCGACAGCAGCUAAAGCCCAAAACGAUGCUGGAGCUCGCCGAAGCAGCGGACAGGAGGCAAGAUUUGAAUGUAGGCCAGCCCCUUGCAUCGUCUUCUGUGUCAUCGGAUCGGACGAUGGGUCAGACUUACGCAAAAGGCGCUCGUGCGACAUCCCACAAUGGUGCGGAGGUCGAGCAGCCGGCUAAGACACGUAUGUCUCGAAAGGCCGAUAAAUCCCGGGGCAAAAAGCGCAGGAAGGCGUCCGAUGACAGUUCAGAGGCGGAGGUAGAGGGAGACGAGGGACCAUCCACGCAGGCCUCUCCGGCGAAACGCGCCAGAAAAGCCGCCCCGCCGAUACCCGCCCCGACGAGGGUCUUGCGCACGCGGACGACGAAGAGUGCGGCGAAGAUCCAGGAAGAGAAGGAGACGGAAGAAGCGUAUAGAAGGGCUGUCGCGGAAUGAUGUGCGUGUCGUUAUGGUGUACAAAGUUUUGACGUCAACAUGCAACCAUACC
Molecule: messenger RNA, 3149 nt
Organism: Rhodofomes roseus
Lineage: Eukaryota; Fungi; Basidiomycota; Agaricomycetes; Polyporales; Fomitopsidaceae
Product: Rad4-domain-containing protein
Exons: 11
Coding region: 86-3097 (1003 amino acids)
Biological process (GO): nucleotide-excision repair; mismatch repair
Cellular component (GO): XPC complex; nucleotide-excision repair factor 2 complex; nucleus
Molecular function (GO): single-stranded DNA binding; damaged DNA binding
Source: RefSeq, a predicted model, not a curated record